Colletotrichum graminicola M1.001 is the source of this 1257-nucleotide messenger RNA. Its product is annotated as glycosyl hydrolase family 71. Gene Ontology annotation, molecular function: glucan endo-1,3-alpha-glucosidase activity. NCBI's taxonomy places the organism in Eukaryota, Fungi, Ascomycota, Sordariomycetes, Glomerellales, Glomerellaceae. Bases 1 to 1257 code for a protein of 418 amino acids. The record is from RefSeq and is a predicted model, not a curated record. Gene Ontology annotation, biological process: mating projection tip cell wall disassembly. The transcript has 2 exons.
AUGGUUGGCAAUACGGAACACUAUUCAGCAUCUGACUGGGUCGAGGACAUCAAAUUGGCUCAAGAGGCCCAUAUCGAUGCCUUCGCCCUCAACAUGGCCAGGGGCGAGCGGAUGAAUGCCAAAGCUAUCGCAGAUGCCUUCUCAAACGCUGAGGCACUGGGUUUCAAGCUCUUCUUUUCUUUCGACUACGCUGGACGUGGCCCCUUCUCCAAAGACGAGGUAGUCUCAUGGAUCAAAAAGUACGCCCCCAUCAGUGCUUACUUCCGGCACCAAGGAAAACCCUUUGUCUCGACUUUUGAAGGCCCUGAUCAGGCUGAAGAUUGGCACGACAUCAAGGCUGCAACUGGCUGCUUUUUUGUACCGGAUUGGUCGUCUUUAGGCGCUGGUCCUGCUGUACGAGCAGCUGGUGGUGUGGCAGGUGGCCUCUUCAGCUGGGCCGGCUGGCCAUGGGGAGCUCAGGACAUGGAGACCUAUGUCGAUGCCUCGUAUGUUGAGGCUCUAAAUGGCAAGCCAUAUAUGAUGCCUGUAUCCCCAUGGUUCUAUACCAAUCUUCCUGGAUAUAACAAGAAUUGGAUGUGGCGUGGCGAUCACCUAUGGUUUAACCGUUGGAUCCAGGUUAACACCCUUAUGCCUGAAUUCGUUGAGAUCAUUUCAUGGAACGAUUACGGAGAAAGCCAUCACAUCGGACCAAUUCGGGACCACGCUCUUGUUGCUUUCGAUAAAGAUUCAGGCAAGGCCCCUUACAUGUACUCACUCGAUCAUCAUGGCUGGCGAGUUCUACUACCGUUUGCUAUUGAUCGAAACAAGAACAGCAAGGCAGUUGUCACAUACGAGGGAGUUUCUUUCUGGUACCGCCCUACUCCUAAGCGAGCUUGCGACACGGGUGGAACAACGGGCAACACUAUUUCACAACUGCAGAUGGAGUUCCAGCCUUACGAUAUCAUCGACGACUCAGUAUUCUUCACUGUCCUCGCCACCGAAUCAGUAAAGGUCACUGUGUCUAUCGGAGGCGCUGAGUCCCAGGGCAUACUACGGGAUUUCCCUGACGGCGGCGUUGGCCUGUACCACGGAAGUGCACCCUUUAACGGCCGAACGGGCAAUGUUAAGAUUGCAGUAUGGCGCAAGGAUAUCCUUCUUGCUGAGAAGUCCGGCCCUGCAAUCAACAAUGAUUGUCAUAACGGUAUAGAAGACUUUGACGCAUGGGCUGGGGGUGGUUUGACCUCCAAGGCCUCAAGACCGGUUAACCCCAUCUCUUGA